Molecule: messenger RNA, 753 nt
Organism: Dibothriocephalus latus
Lineage: Eukaryota; Metazoa; Platyhelminthes; Cestoda; Diphyllobothriidea; Diphyllobothriidae
Source: the annotation of a GenBank genome assembly
AUGACCGCGAAUAAGUUUGGCGAUUCGGAGAGAGCAUCGGGUGCUCGUGGUGCCACCAGCGCCUCCGCCUCUAACGAGGAGCGUAAUACGGAAGGACUGAACGAUCCGGAUGGUGCUGGCACGGAUGAAGAAGACGACGAUGAGCAAAUAUUUGGGAAGGAUAAGGGCAGCUCUGUAAAAGGCAGCAUUUUCAAUUUACCACCCAGAUGGCCCACGCGAAUGCUGGCAGUUGCCUGUCUGCGGAAGCUUAUUCUUCUGUGCCACGAGGCCUACACGACCGCGGCUAGCCUCAAGGCUGACUUUCACAAUGCGCCCUUACAAGCCGAUGAAAUUAACUCUCAGGCAUCCGGUUCAAAUCAGCUGGCUCAUUUUGAUCUCGCAUUGGCCCGAAAGCUUCGACAAUCGGCGGGCCCAGCGGACUCUUCUCUGCGCCAAAAAGAUCGCGAGGACUGGCUAGUUCUUCAUCUCCCAGAUCUCAUCAGGAUGGUUUUCAUCUCGGCAACGUGUAGCAUUGAUCAGCUUCGCAUUUUCGGCCUUAUUGCCCUGCGUGAUCUUAUUCGCAGCUUGCUGCAACAGUUCGAGGCCCAGAUAUCGGCGGCCCUGCGUCCUGCCUUUCCAUUGGAGACUGCACAACAACAGCCGUCUACGGGAACCUUCACCAACGCACCCGGACCGGACGUAACUGCUGCCGCAUGCGAGGUCUGCAGUUGCUGGCUCACCUCUGGUGUGGCUAGUGAUGCUGCAGACGUGCUG